Rattus norvegicus (Norway rat) is the source of this 1576-nucleotide messenger RNA. RefSeq names its product growth differentiation factor 6 (gene Gdf6). The transcript is spliced from 2 exons. Lineage: Eukaryota; Metazoa; Chordata; Mammalia; Rodentia; Muridae. The coding region runs from base 109 to 1467 and encodes 452 amino acids. Gene Ontology annotation, molecular function: identical protein binding; growth factor activity. Gene Ontology annotation, cellular component: extracellular region. The record is from RefSeq and is marked provisional. Gene Ontology annotation, biological process: metanephros development; positive regulation of cell differentiation; BMP signaling pathway.
AGGAGGAACGCGGCCCCCGCCGCUGUCCAGCUGCUCCGUGCCUUUCGCGCCCGGCGCAGCCACCGCUGUCGCCGCCGCCUCUCGGAGAAACUCAGCCACUCUCUCGCCAUGGACACUCCUAGGGUCCUUCUCUGGGCGAUCUUCCUCAUCAGCUUCCUCUGGGAUUUGCCGGGUUUCCAGCAGGCUUCCAUCUCCUCGUCCUCCUCCACCGAAUUGGACUCCACCAAGGACGUGGAGAACCGCAAGGGAGGGAAGAUGCAGCGGACUCCCCAAGAGAGUGCCGAGGGCCGGACGCCCAAGGAGCACCGGCCGCGGCCGAAUGAGCUCAGGCGGCGACUGCCGGGACAAUCUCUGGGGCAGGAGCCGCCGGGCAGGGGGCCGCGCGUGGUGCCUCACGAGUACAUGCUGUCAAUCUACAGGACUUACUCCAUUGCCGAGAAGCUGGGCAUCAAUGCCAGCUUUUUCCAGUCUUCCAAGUCAGCUAAUACGAUCACUAGCUUUGUAGACAGAGGACUGGACGAUCUCUCGCACACUCCUCUCCGGAGACAGAAGUAUUUGUUUGAUGUGUCCACGCUCUCAGACAAAGAAGAGCUGGUGGGCGCAGAGCUGAGGCUUUAUCGCCAGGCGCCCCCAACGCCCUGGGGGCCACAAACCCGACCGCUGCAUUUGCAGCUCUUCCCCUGUUUGUCCCCAUUGUUACUGGACUCUAGGACCCUGGAUCCUCAGGGGCCAACAGAAGCUGGCUGGGAAGUUUUCGACGUGUGGCAGGUCCUGCGCCCUCAGCCGUGGAAGCAGCUGUGCUUGGAGCUUCGGGCAGUCUGGGGUGAGCUGGACGCCAGGGAUUCAGGAGCGCGCCCGAGGGGUCCCCAACAGUCACCGCCCCUGGACCUGCGGAGUCUGGGCUUCGGCCGGAGGGUGCGGCCGCCCCAGGAGCGCGCCCUGCUUGUCGUGUUCACCAGAUCGCAGCGCAAGAACCUGUUCACUGAGAUGCAUGAGCAGCUGGGCUCUGCAGAGGCUGCCGGAGCCGAGGGGUCAUGGCCAGCGCCGUCGGGCGCCCCAGACGCCGGGUCUUGGCUGCCCUCGCCCGGCCGCCGGCGGCGACGCACCGCCCUCAGCAGCCGUCACGGCAAGCGACACGGCAAGAAGUCCAGGCUGCGCUGCAGCAGAAAACCUCUGCACGUGAAUUUUAAGGAGUUAGGCUGGGACGAUUGGAUUAUCGCGCCCCUAGAGUACGAGGCCUAUCACUGCGAGGGCGUGUGCGACUUUCCGCUGCGCUCGCACCUGGAGCCCACCAACCAUGCCAUCAUCCAAACGCUGAUGAACUCCAUGGACCCGGGCUCCACCCCACCCAGCUGCUGUGUUCCCACCAAAUUGACUCCCAUCAGCAUCCUGUACAUCGAUGCGGGCAAUAAUGUGGUCUACAAGCAGUACGAGGACAUGGUGGUGGAGUCCUGUGGUUGUAGGUAGCGGUGCUGUCCCGCCUCCUGGGCCAGGGACCACGGAGGAAGGCCUAACUGCUGAGAGAGAAGCAGGAGCUGUCCUGGAAGAGGCCACAGGUGGGGGACAGCAUGAAAGU